AUGGCGGAAGGGAAGGCGCAGGAGGCCCUGCAGGAGCGCUACCGCCUGGGUUCCCUGCUGGGGCGCGGAGGAUUCGGCAGCAUCUGCUCGGCGACGCGGCUCUCGGACGGCGCCCCAGUCGCCAUCAAAAGGGUGCCACGGAACCGCAUCCGGCACUGGAGCGAGCUGCCCGACGGCACCAGCGCUCCCCUGGAGGUUGUGCUGCAGGACAAGGUGUCCACUGGCUUCCCCGGUGUCGUACAGCUGCUGGAGUGGCUUGAGCUCCCCAGCGACAUUGUGAUGGUGCUGGAGCGGCCAGAGCAGUCUCAGGACCUCCUGCAUUUCAUUCGGGCACGGGGGUUCCUGCGCGAGGAGGUGGCGCGGCCGCUGUUCCGCCAGGUGCUGGAGGCCGUGCAGCACUGCACCAGCUGCGGGGUCCUGCACCGCGACAUCAAACCAGCGAACAUCCUGGUUGACCUGGCCACCGGGCAGGCUAAGCUGAUUGACUUUGGCUGUGGCACCUACCUGCAAGACACAGCCUACACUCACUUUGCAGGAACACCAUCAUACAGCCCCCCGGAAUGGACCCGCUUUGGCUGGUACCAUGGCGAGCCAGCUACCAUCUGGUCCCUGGGCAUCCUGCUGCACGAGAUGGUCUGUGGGAAGAUGCCUUUCAGGAGGGGCUGGAACUUCAGCUGGGGCCAGCUCUCGCUGCCACAACGGCUCUCUCCAGAGUGCCAAAAUCUGAUCGGGUGGUGUUUAUCCAUGCACCCCUUGGCCAGACCCUCAUUAGAAGAGCUGUUCUGUCAUCCUUGGAUGCAGGAUAUUCCUCUGCCCUAGAAGAAGGGAGAGAGCCACAGGCACACUUUGAUCCAGGGCCCUGGGAAGGAGAAGGAGCCCCCAGAGAAGCUGUACCAGAUGGGGCUGCUGCUGCAGGAGACGGCGAGGAUGACAUCAAGGAUGACAACCUCUUCCUCAACCUGGCCACCAGCAGUUGAAGGAAGCAUUCUAGGUGGUCCAGUCUGGAUUGGGAAGUGCUUGGGACCAGCUGCAGCGUGGAUGGGCCGUGCCCUUGGAGCAGGCUGAGGACAUCGUUUG
This is a messenger RNA of Passer domesticus (house sparrow), 1077 nucleotides long. RefSeq names its product serine/threonine-protein kinase pim-1-like. Gene Ontology annotation, biological process: negative regulation of apoptotic process; protein autophosphorylation. The coding region runs from base 1 to 819 and encodes 272 amino acids. Gene Ontology annotation, molecular function: protein serine/threonine kinase activity; ATP binding. The transcript is spliced from 8 exons. Gene Ontology annotation, cellular component: cytoplasm. Lineage: Eukaryota; Metazoa; Chordata; Aves; Passeriformes; Passeridae. The record is from RefSeq and is a predicted model, not a curated record.